ACGCACACUCGAAUAACGAAUUAUCUUUUACCCAUUUCGACAUUCCUACUGCUAAAUACUAUUUUUAUUGCCUCCAUUUUAUAUUUUUCGACAUUUUACAAGGUACUUCUUUUGAUGAUCAUUGAUAAACCAUAACUUAUUGAUCAUUAACCGAGCAUAACUUGGACAGUCUCGUGCUUCGGUCGACCGGCAUUUCACUACGAAUUCUGCGUCUUGAAUAUCAUGAAUUGAGUGGAGACCCGCACCCCAGCUAUGACGUCAUCACUGCACCAGAUCGUCGCAAACAGCCUGUGGUUUGCGUUCGAUGCUCUGGACCAACACAAGCUUGGCGUCGUUGACAAAAGCAGGCUUAAGGAGCUGACGCGGCAGAUAGGCGACGCCCUGCACCUGGAGCGCGCCGUCGAGGGCUGCCUGGCCGACUACCGUAGCACUGAUACGCUCAACUUCGACCAGUACCUCCACUUCCUCGAGUAUGAGGUUUUCUCGGACGUGUGCUCGGCUGACACGCCCUACAGCAGCAUGGAGCGCCACCACGCUGCCCUGGACGCCCUCAUGUGGGAGGUGGGGCGGCACUCCCUCGCCCCACGCUUCCCCUCCCUCCUCUCGCCCCCCGAAACCUACAAGCUCUUCAGGGUCUUCUGUUUGCUAGCUGACAGGAUCUCCAUGGGCGGGGACCUGCAGCAGGUUUCGCUACGUCGGUGUGAGGUGUGCGAAGUGUGUCGCCAGCUGGUGGAGGGGCUCGGUCGUGACUGGGACUGGAACGACUGGCAGAUGGUGUCUGGUUCCAUCAGCACCUUCUCCCUGCCCGUCUUCCUCACCUUCAUCGAGGGAAGGUAUGGAGAGAACACCGAACCUUCGGCGCUCUCCGAAGCCGUCGAGUCGCUCUUCAGGAUGUUCGUUGGCCAGGCCAUCUUCCAGGGCCGAGCCUACCAGCGAAUCACUCGUGCGGGUGGUUGGUUGCGACGUGAUAUCGAGGUGACUCCUUGGUGUAUCAGAGCGUCCGGCGAGGUCGCGGAAGAACUCACCACGGAUGAUGUUAAGAGCCACACAGCAUCUCCUGGCAGACUUACUGCAGCAGUAGGUCGGUCGCUCACCCUGGGGCGUAACGCAGUGGGGGCCAUGCGCACAGGAGUUACUGAAGUGGUGGAAAGGUCCCGAACUCUAACCCGCAGUGGCUCCCCGGCGCCGUCCACCAAGUCCGAACACAAGACGAACGAUUCCAGUGGAAAACGUGGGCUUUCUUUAGGUCGUUGGGGUUCAGCGUCAGGUAUUAACAGCAAAAAAAGGAACGCUGAUCACAAAGAUUCCGCCAGUUUAGGAGGUCGGGAAUCCCCUGUCCCUCACGCGGAGGCACGGCGCAGCCAGACUUUGGACCGAGCCACUUUGCGGAGUGCCAAGAGCUCCGCCGCCCUCGGGUCCAGUCCUUCCCCUAAUAGAACUGCUGGGGGUAAGACUCUGUCGCCAAGGCCUGCGAAAGAAAGCACUAAAGGAAUCAUCGGCGGUGUCAUUGGGCGGGUCUGGAAAUUGGACAUUACGCCUGAGACGGAGGUGACGUCACUCAAAGAUUCCGCCUCUGGAAAGCCUUGCAAAAUAUCCAUCGUCAAUACGCCUACAGCGCGACCAAUCGUACUUGCUGCGCAAGAUCAUAAGAGCAAAGCAAGGCUCAUGGCUGCUCUGCAAGAAGCCAUCCUCCACUGCAAAGAUGCUAUGCCGUAUCAGAUGAGCGUCUCUGUGAGCCGUCGUGAGGAGGAGGCAGAGGAGGAGCUGAGGGCUUGUGAGGAGCGCAUCAGGAGGUCUUCUCAGGCCGACAUCAUCGAGCAGACGCAGGCUGAGCUCGCAGCUGAGAGAACCGUGAGCAAACUGCGCGAUUUUGAGUACAGGACGAGGAGAUCGUCAGGUGCGUGUACUAUUCGUCAGCAGGACGAGGAGAUCGUCAGGAACCUUCAGGCGCGGGUGCUGCGGGAGGAGUGGGCCAAGCGCGAGGAACUAGAGCGCCUACAGCAGGAGCAGCAGCAGCUGCUGGAGGAAGAGCAACGCAAGAGACGCGCCUUCGAGAUCCUGCAGAAGGAACAGGAGAAAAAACUCCGAGAGGCGGAGGCGCGUCUCAAGGCGCUGGACAGCGACCGCCGUCGUCUGGACGAGGAGCUGAGGGCGGCGCGGGAGAAGAUCGUCAUGUCGGGGCGCGGCAAGCAGCUACUCGAGGCAAAGAUGAAGGUGCAGGAGGGCCGUCGUCCGCCCAUCAGGACGCUGUCGCUGCGUCCGUCCCGACAGGAGCGCUCCUCCCCCGCCCGCUCCUCCUCCUUCACCACCUCCCCCCACCGCACCCUCCUACCCUCCCCCACCGCAACAGACAACAUGCUACCAGGUUCAGGCAUCACACCAGCGACGGGUUCAUCUCCUCCUAGGCAUGCCCCCCGCGAACACCCGUUUGCUAGGGGCAGUCUGUACCCUCGCAGGGCCCAAACUCCCGGGCACUCCGCCUCCAGCACCCCAGCCACCUCCCCUGCUGGAGCUAACGCCAAUCGCUCAAUUCUGGAUUACCUUGAGAGCGGAGGUAUGAACGGUAGUAGUGGUAAAGCCUCUCCUUCGGGCAGUUCAUCUAACAUAAAUAACUCCGGCAUUAAAAGCAUUCCUGAGCUGAAAAGUGAAGAGGAAGAAGGUCUUCAGGUGGUCGGUUGGAACGUCGCCGACGAGACCGGCGUCAACGGCGCGGAGGAGCCGCAAGAGAUCCUUGACACUUCUGAGUUGAAACCAGUCGAAGGAGGACUAAAAAUCCCGAAACUUUCCAUCACAUCGGAUGUGAGCGAAGCGGCUGAAGUUGAGAACUUUUACGAAGACGGGAAGAAAUACAUCGAAAUAAAGACCUAUCAAGAAAAGCAGACUCCUUCUGAUGAAAACAUAACUACUACUGUAACUACGGUGACCAAAACCAGUGACAUUGUCACUGCAGACGAAGACGAUGCGGAGGAGGGAUCAGUCGAUGGCAAGUUAUCACCGGACCUCAAUACGAGUGCUGAAAAUCAUGGAUCUGCAUUAACAGAUGAGAGUUUAAUCUCUCCCAUAACGAACUCAAUCGCUAGCACCUUGAUCGCUGUCGCAGCCGACCACAAUUCUGUGACGACUCAGAAUUAAGGCGCUACUUUAAACUGAGCGACUCAAUGAGAACGAAGCUUAGCCCUCGGUUCUUGCGUUAUAAUUCAUUCAAAUGGAGUUAAUUUUGUCAAUUUUGGCUGCUAAAAAUUAUUUUCUUGUGUCGUUAGGAUGUUUGAAUUGCCGAUUCAUACUGGCCGUCGUGUAUAAGUCUUCGGUUUAGACCUCUGGAAUCACACCCGGUACUGCCGGACCUCAAAAUCACAUUCGUAUUUAAGUCAAACUCAGCUGACAAACGAUGUUCGUUCAAGUUCAUUCUACCCACUCCUACUAUUAUAAUUUUUAAGUAUAUGAGUUCUUCGCGAAUCUUGAACAAGUUCACGCCAGGUUCAGAAAUGGAUUCUAAAAGAUAGUCAUUUUAGUUAUAUUAGGUCCCAUGUUGAUAUAUCGAAUAAUUAAACAGCUCUUAUAGGAAUGGAAUUUACUAUUUUACGUAAUCCGGAUAUAGAUUAUGCUUAUUAUGCAAGUGGGUAUUCGAACUACCAUGUUGCCACAACUUCCCUCCAUGAAAUUCAAGCAAUUUCUCAGCCAAAUUUGCAUACUUAAAACAAAUAGCUUCUUUAAAACGAAAAAAUUCUUAUGUACAAAGCAACGUGUCUGCGUGGACGAAAUGAACACAUACAUGAAAAACACAUACUCAUAGCUUAAUUAAUUUAAAUAAUAUAAUUUAUUAAUUAAUUGCUUUUCCAGCGGGAGCGUCUCAAUUUCCCGUCUCAAGUAUUCAACGGGUUUUCACUAUCAGCCUUAUAAUAAUAAUAAUAAUAGCGGUAUCAGCGUUUAUUAGACCGUAGACUU
Messenger RNA from Hyalella azteca, 3945 nucleotides. RefSeq names its product mitogen-activated protein kinase kinase kinase kinase 4. The record is from RefSeq and is a predicted model, not a curated record. NCBI's taxonomy places the organism in Eukaryota, Metazoa, Arthropoda, Malacostraca, Amphipoda, Hyalellidae. Gene Ontology annotation, cellular component: nucleus; cytoplasm. Bases 253 to 3132 code for a protein of 959 amino acids. The transcript has 14 exons.